Anoplopoma fimbria (sablefish) is the source of this 3479-nucleotide messenger RNA. Its product is annotated as grainyhead-like protein 2 homolog. Gene Ontology annotation, molecular function: DNA-binding transcription activator activity, RNA polymerase II-specific; RNA polymerase II cis-regulatory region sequence-specific DNA binding. Gene Ontology annotation, biological process: neural tube development; brain development; regulation of transcription by RNA polymerase II. Gene Ontology annotation, cellular component: nucleus. The record is from RefSeq and is a predicted model, not a curated record. The transcript has 15 exons. Lineage: Eukaryota; Metazoa; Chordata; Actinopteri; Perciformes; Anoplopomatidae. The coding region runs from base 362 to 2275 and encodes 637 amino acids.
CAUGCAAUUUUCGUUUCCUUGUUUAUCCUGCAUCUUCAGCUGCUGCAGACUGCAGUAGUAUACCAAUCUCUUUAAAUUUCCGAAAUUUGCCAAACAGGAUCGAAACCUGGCACGUCCAAGAAAUGUUUUUUUAUGUAUCAGCGUAGCUUCAAAUUGUACUUGUCUAUGCUAGACAUCCGAAUAUACUUCAGUACGCAAGUUUAUAGAACAUUUCAUUGGUGGCUUUGACUGAGAGGUUAAAUAGAGCCAGCCUCUUGCACGCCUAGUUUUCUCAGUCUCCCACACAAACCUACCUGCACUAACUAGAAAGUCCAGUUCCUCAAGUUAGUCCUAGAAAACACUUGAGAGUCCUGUAGGCAACAUGGACCUGGACAGUAAACGGCUGGUGGUGGUUGUACCCAACGACAUGCUGUUGCCCUCUCGCAGAGCGCUGAGCAGCGAGGAUGAAGCAUGGAGGAGCUACCUGGAGAACCCGCUGACCGCUGCCACUAAAGCCAUGAUGAGCAUCAAUGGAGAUGAAGACAGCGCAGCAGCACUGGGACUGCUGUACGACUACUACAAGGUUCCAAGAGAGAGGAGAUGUGCCUCAAGCGCUGUUAAACCCACAGAGCCCUCUCCUAUGGGACCUGAAAAUUGCGGUAGCUUGGAGAUGCUGGACUACCAUCUUCACGCUCUCAGAUCCAUGCCCGUCAAUCUCUCCCUAAACAACAACACCGCUGCAGAGCAGCAGGGCUCCAAGUAUGGAGCUGCCUGCCUUGCAGGAGACACCAGAGGAGGAAAUGGUACAGGUGGAGGCGGGGCGGCUCUGGCUCUAGUCAAGACAGAGGGCCAGACGUCCAUGGGGUUGUCCUGCUCCGGAGGCUCUUACCGAGAGGAGCCCAGAGAGGAGAUGAGGAUGGCUUACGAGCAGAGCCACUACGAUUUGUCCCGUUCCGGGUACUUGAAAGAUGAACAAAGAGGCACUCCAGACAGCACUGAUGAAGAUGCUGUAGAAGGAGAGAUAUACCACAGAAGUCCCUCCUCAGGAGUUGCUGAAUUCCACUACAGCCCACCAACUGGCAGCUUCCAGUACUGUAUGGAGGCCAGCAUGUCGAUCCGGCCGUGGCAGGGAGAAGGACCCAUGGCUUACCUGAACCGGGGCCAGUUCUACGCUUUGACACUGUCGAAGGCCGGCUUCAGAUCGUCCCAACGUCAGCCCAGAGGCAAAGUGCGGGUGAGUGGACCGACGCCGUCAAGGGGGCCUGAUGAGGGCCCGUCCAGUAAUGAGCAAUGCACCAUGGGAGGCUCUGAGCUGCAACAGGACAGUAUUGUACAGAGUGUUAUCAUGGUUGUCUUUGGGGAAGACAAGUGCAGAGACGAGCAGCUGAAGAAUUGGAAAUACUGGCACUCCCGCCAGCACACUGCCAAACAGAGAGUCUUGGACAUUGCCGACUACAAGGAGAGCUUCAACACAAUCGGGAACGUAGAGGAAAUUGCCUACAACGCUGUCUCCUUCACAUGGGAUGUCAGCGAAGAAGCUCAGGUCUUUGUUUCGGUAAACUGUCUGAGCACAGACUUCUCCUCGCAGAAGGGCGUGAAGGGGAUGCCUCUGAUAAUCCAGAUUGACACCUACAGUUACAACAGCUGCAGCAGCAGGCCCAUCCACAGGGCCUUCGCUCAGAUCAAGGUCUUCUGCGAUAAGGGCGCCGAGAGGAAGCUUCGCGAUGAGGAGAAGAAGCAGCUCAGGAAGAGGAUGAAAGGGAAAAAUGGCAGCUCAGGGCAGACCUCUCCCUGUAAGAGGGGUGAUAACACGCUGUUCAAAACCAUGAUGGACCUGGACUCCCAGCCUGUCCUCUUCAUUCCUGACGUCUACUUUGGAAACAUGCAGAGAGCCGGGCAGGUGUUUGCUUUCAACACUGAAGAGAGCAACAGAGAUGGAAGUGUUGUGGUGAAACGGAUGGCAUGUGCUGCUGAGGAAGAUGUCUGCUCACCUCAGCCCAAGAAAUCCAAAGCGGAACCGGAAAGGAAAGUUCUGCUGUAUGUGAGGAAGGAGUGUGAUGAAGUGUUUGAUGCCUUAAUGCUGCGCACCCCAACCCUAAAGGCAUUGAUGGAGGCAAUCUCAGAGAAAUAUGCAUUACCUGUUGACAAGAUGGCCAAAGUUUACCAAAAAAGCAAAAAAGGGGUCAUGGUGAACAUGGAUGACAACAUCAUCCAGCACUACUCCAACGAGGACACCUUCAUCCUGUCUAUCGAGAGCUCAGCAGAAUCUUUGCGGGUCACUCUGUCAGAGAUCUGACGUUCGUUGGCCACAGCGCUGUGCUCCCCAGUCAUCACAUUGUCUGGCGGUAGCGAUCACGGGUGGGUGACGCUUUAGCCAUGCCGCACGCAGCAAAUGUGAACAUUGUUGGCAGUAUCAGACGAUGGCGCCAAAAUGUGUUCCUUGAGGAAGGCCAUGCAGGAGUCUCAGCUUGUUGUCCUACAUGGACCAUUGGCUAAACUCCAUCCACCAGGCAAAAUCCACCUCCACCUCACUUGCUGCAGUACCUGUUUACUACACAACCUUCUGUAGGAGGGCUUCUUGUAAUUAGGAACACCGGCUUGACUUUGAAAACUUAUUGAAGUGUCCAGAUUUGUGGCUUAGGGGGGAAAAUGAAUGAUAUUUCCUGGCUAACUACCAGCACAAGUCUUGAGUAGCCGAUUGGAGUUCAGUUCUUAAUACUUGGUCCAACAGAAGAGAGGCCUUAAUCCAGGUCCACCACAAAGCAUCUAGCCAGCUUGCUGUGGUUUCACAUGAAGAAGGCGACACAGUAUACAGUAGUCUUAUUGAAUUUACUGCAGCUACUUGUUUCUGCUGUGCCUUCUGUCCUAUUAGCUUUUCUAGUGGUAUAAGCUUAAAAAUGACUUAAUGCGAUGUUUUGGAAGGCUCUUGUUUCAAAGCAAUUCAACAAACAUUUUAUGCUGGCUCUCAACAGAUCAAGGCUUUUUGUUUUGUAUGUAACUAUUUUUUUUAGAUGUGUCUCAUAUAGCUGUUAUGUCGUGAUUCUUAGUCAAAAUGAUCUUACUCUUAUCUUUCUUGGUUGUCCAUCUUUUUUAAUUGAUUGGCCACAUUUAUUGCAUACUAAAUGAUUCCAAUCGGUGCCAGUGAAAUAUCAGUUAUCCCCAGAUAGUGAGUACAUGGUGAGGCACCAUUAAGGAACCAGACAGUGAGUCUCCAGGAUGCUGUUAAACUGUUUUGCUUCCUCUGUGCAUGUGUGUAUAGCCUUUCCUUCCAGUGAAGAGACUGUAGUCAUUAGUAUUUAUGACAUUUGUUGGGGUCUGACAGGGCCCAACUGCUCCAUCCAUCCAACACAAUCCAAUCCCAAUAUCUAUUUUAACAGUCUUAUCGCCCUUAUCCUACCCACUGCCUGUGUUUCACACGAUGAUGGCUUGAGUCUCCUUUAUUUGCUUCAUGCACCACAAUGUACAGUCUUUUAAAUAAGUCAAUAAAUAUAGUUUUAUAA